CGGCUGCCGUCGGAGAGGUGGCCCCCAUCAACAACACAAAACUGUCAGAGACAACUUCUGCUUUCACUGCGGUGCACUGAUUUGAUUAUGUACAACUUAUAUAAUCCAUAGCUCGGUGUUUCAGUGCUACACACAGUUAUUCAGAGGUGCCGCGUCACAAAUCUCCUGGCAGUUGGUGUUAUACAAAGCACUUGGAGCCAGAUGAACCAACGAGGUGUUAAAACAGGAAAGAGGAUUCCUUUUGUUCCUGCAAACUGAUUUAUUGUUGGGAGUGAACAGAAGACAAGAGCGUUGUAAAAAUGUUGAUAAAGAUGCCAUCACUAUCCUGUGGAAGGGAGAGUCUGAAGUGAUGGAGAACAGAGAGGAAAGCCCUGCAGAUGAGCGGGCCCCCACACCCCCAGAGCGAGGACUGCUCUACAUCUGGCAGUCAGCGGGCCCCAGUGCGCAGCUCUGUCCAGAGAGAGUGCUGCUGUCCAGGCCUGUCCUUCAGGCCAGCCUGGGAGAACACCAUGGGCUCCUGCUGACACAGGGUGGACAGGUCUAUUCCUUCGGAGAGCUGUCGUGGAGGGAUUUGAGCAUCCCGGUGUCUGCUCCGUUGCUGGAGGUCUCUCUGCUGGGGAGGACGGUGGUCCGUGUGGCCGCUGGUGGUUUCCACUGCGGAGCGCUAAGCGAGCAGGGCAACGUCUACAUGUGGGGGGAGAACACUGCAGGACAGUGUGGGCUGACUGAGAGGGGCACAGACACAAGCAUCACAGUUCCAGAGCCUUGCCCGGUCAGUGUGGUGGACAGUGACGUCGUUCCUCCAGCAGUGGUUCGGGUCGUGGAUCUGGCUUUUGGACGGGAGCACAGCCUGGCUCUGUCGGCCCAGAACGAGCUGUGGGCGUGGGGGAGCGGCUGCCAACUCGGCCUGGUCACCAACACCUUUCCUGUGUGGAGACCACAGAAGGUGGAGCACUUGGCAGGCAGACAUGUCAUUCAGGUGGCUUGUGGUGCCUACCACAGCCUGGCCCUGGUUCGCAGUUUACCUCAACAGACUACCCAGAAUCCUUCUGAGAAGAGGCAGAGGGGUCAGUCACCUCACCAUUCAGUCACAGAAAGGGAGGAGCCGUUUGCAGCUGAUACCGGUCACUACUGUCCGCUGGGGGUGGAGCUGGAGACCUCUCCAAGAAGAAGAGACCCCAGUCGAAGGUUCCAACCUGGGGAAAGAUCAGCUGGUAGCAGCACUGGCUCUGCAGCUGGUUUAUGUCCAUUUUCUGAAGAUGUCAAUUCUAACACUAAACAGACGAUUCUUCCAGUUGGGCACAUUCCCCCCCUCAAUGAAGGAGACGGCGGCCCCAAGUCUCACCCACUGCCAGGCUGGAGAGCCAAUACGAACCCUGCUUUUCCUGAAGAAGCAGAGCUUCAGAACCUCCUCCGGAAACUCUCUAGUCACUCACUGGAGAUGCGCCACACCACCGGGCCGGGAGAUACCGACUCACUGAGCAGUUUCACUUCAGAUGACAGCUGUGUUUCCUCAACUCCUUCCACCGAUCUGUUGACUUCCAGUUACAAAGAAGAUUCACCAAUUAAGAGUCAAACCAACAAUGGAGUGGCUGUGCCGUACUCCUCCUCUCCUGUGUGUUUGGAAGAAGUUCGGCUUUGUCUGGAGGCGGAGAAGAAGGCGCUGCAGGGAGCAAAGAGCACCAGUCUCACAAAUAUCAAUCAGAAGGGCAAAGCAGCAGCAAAUAGGAGACGCUCUCUGCCAGGAACACCCACCCGUGGGUCUCCACGGCGGCGGCAUCCGUGUGCCUGCAAGUCGUCCUCCUCGUGUCGGACCCGGGCUGCAGCACCGGAGGAGGCUGGAGAAGGGCUGCCGUCUCUAGAGACAGAAGUGUGGAGCUGGGGCCGCGGGUCUGAGGGACAACUGGGACAUGGAGAUCAGCUCGCCAGACUUCAGCCUCUGUGCAUCAAGUGUUUGACAGGCGAGGAAGUGAUCAAAGUCGCCGCAGGGUCACACCAUUCACUGGCUCUCACAGCUCACUGCCAGGUGUACACAUGGGGCAGCAACAUGUGUGGACAGCUCGGCCAUGUCAACAGUCCUGUCACUGUACCUCAACAGACAAAGCUGUCUGAUGGUCUUCGGGUUUGGGACGUGUCAGCCGGUCAGAGCCACUCCCUCCUCCUGGCUGAUGGAGACUGUGUCCAGCCGGUCCUGUUGUACUGCGGCCCGCAGCAAGAGCCCAAGUCAACGCAGAGGAAAAGGUCACACAGGUCUCAACGGUCCCCCAGCAGAGCAGAGAGCUAUACAGUCAGACCAAACCUGCUGCCCUUCUGCAUGGAGAUGGAUUACAUUAGCCGUGUUUGCAGCGGUGGUCAGAGCUGUGCGGCGUUGGCGGACCAGAACGUCAUGGGUUUUAUCUCCGCUAUCCAUGAGCUGGCCUCCAGAGAGAGACAGUUUUACUGCUGGUUGAGCAGCGUCAGGAAGCUCCUCCUCACACCGCUACAGAACAGGGAGAGCGUGUGUCCGUCGUUGGGGGAGCCGUGCAUUAAUCCCUUCUUCUCUCUCUGUGAGAGUUUCGUUCAUCUGAGCUUCCUGGUCGGUCGACACUCCACGUCACUCAGCUACUUCCUGUAUGAUGUGCAGGGUUGUGAUGUCACUUCCCUUCCCCUGCUGACGCACACUGAGCACUUUCUGGACAUUUAUAAAGAGUAUUGUUCUUCAGUCGGUAACUUCCAGGUGAUGGGUGGAUUCCGAUCACUCCAUAAACUCUCACUUGAGUGUUUAGGCUCUCAGCAGACCGUGCUCGCUCAGCUGUGUGUAUCAGACCAGUCCGUCAGUGGUAAUGUUGACCUGGUUUCCUUGUUUUACUGGCCUCUGCAGCAGCUCCACCAGCACAGCCGAGUCUUGCUCAAACUGGCAGCCUGUUACGAUGUGUUAACGACAGAGUAUCAGUCCCUCUAUCAGGGCGGCAUUCAGUAUGACUCCCUGUCUUCGUCCCUGUUGAGGAGGAAGAAGGAGGCUGAAACCACCUUCCUCUUCUGGAGCACCCACUCUGGGAAAACUACCGAGGUCCUGCGUCUCCCGCAGCGUCGUGUGCUGUGUGAAAGCAGCAACAGAUCGCUGACUCUGCAGAACGCCGGGCGGUUCUCCAACCACUGGUUCAUACUGUUCAAUGACACACUGGUGCACACACAGGGUGCCAUUCCCUCGCAGAGCAUCUUCUCCACACAUCACAUCUACCCUCUGAGCUGUCUGUGGGUGAAACCACUGACUGAAGACAGCAGCGGACUCUAUGCCAUCAAAAUAACAUGUCCGGAGGAGAGUUUCACCCUGGUGGCCUCUACACCACAAGAGAAGAACAAGUGGCUACUGUCACUUAACCAGGCGGUGGAUCAGGUGCUGGGCGGUGCAGGUCAGGGGUCGUCGCCGGGGUUGGCGGCAAUGUCUCGCACGGCCUCCUACUUGUUCACUGGAGAGGGCCGCUUUAAAGACGGCCAGUACACCGGGGGCUGGCUGGCAGGACGAGUUCACGGCAGAGGCACCAUGAAGUGGCCAGAUGGACGGACCUACAGCGGGAACUUUAAGAAUGGACAGGAGGAUGGCUAUGGAGAGAGUAUCAUGCCUGACAAAGUGCUGAAUAAGCCAGACAGCUACCAAGGACACUGGAGAGAUGGCAAGAUCCAUGGUUUCGGCAAGUACAAGUAUGCCAGUGGCGAGGUGUACGAGGGCUGCUUCUGUGACGGGCAGAGGCACGGGUAUGGCAUGCUGAGCUCCGGUAAGAUGGCCAAAAAGUCUUCCAGCGUCUUCAUCGGCCAGUGGGUCCAUGACAAGAAGACGGGAUACGGAGUCUACGAUGACAUCACCAGAGGUGAGAAGUACAUGGGACUGUGGUCGGACGAGCAGCGGCAUGGCAGCGCUGUGGUCGUCACCCAGUGCGGUUUGUACUACGAAGGGAUCUUCAGAGACAACAAGAUGUGUGGCCCAGGUCUGUUGGUGUCAGAUGAUGACACAGCUUUACAAGGGGAGUUUUCUGAGGACUGGACUGUCAACGGGAAGGGUGUUUUGUCCCUGGCUAACGGGGACUGCUUGGAGGGCCUGUUUAGUGGAGAGUGGACGACAGGGCUGAAAGUAGAUGGAACGUACCUCAAACCAUCUGCAGAUGAACCGGAAAACAAAGAGAGAAACGGCCUGCUCCGGAUGGGUCAGUACGCGGUGCCUGCAGGCCAGAGGUGGCUCUGCGUGUUUGAUGAGUGUUGGAGUCGACUGGGCUGUGACUCUGCUGGGAGAGGAGAGAGGACUGCAGCCUGGGACAACAUUGCUGUGACUAUAACAACUGCAAGGCGACAAAGCCCAGAUCUCACUCGGUCUCAGAGUAAAGCUUUGGAGUGUUUGGAGUUUAUUCCUCACCAUGGAGAACCGGUGACCACUGCAAACUACGACAACAUACGAAGAUACCUCAUCAAGGCGUGUGAGACCCCUCACCACCCUCUGGGCUGGCUGGUGGAGACAUUGGUGACGGUCUACAGGAUGACUUACGUCGGUGUGGGAUCCAACCGCCGGCUGCUCAGGCUGGCCGUCCGGGAGCUUCUGGCCUACCUCAUUCAUUUCUACAGCAUCGUCAGGUUUCUCUUUCCAGGGCUACCAGAUGAUGGCAGCAUCAUCCCAGACCCGCCUGCCUCUUCAUCUAACAGCAAACAGAACGCUAACAUAGCAGAGCAAGGCGGCGUUUUGGUGGUGAGCUGCUCCUCCCUGCUCCUCCCUCAGCUGCUCCCUCGACUCUACCCUCCUCUCUUCACCCUGUACUGCCUGCAGGAGGAGCAGGAGGAGGUCCAGUACUGGGAGCGCAUCCUCCGACUCAACAAACAGCCCGACUGGUCGCUGCUCAGCUUCCUGGGAGUGCGGGAGAAGUUCUGGCCGGUGUGGGUGUCAAUACUGGGAGAGGAAAUGCAGAUUGUGUCCAGCAGUACAGAUGCCUGCUUUGUUUCUGCUGUAGAGACACUCCAACAAAUCAGCACCACCUUCACUCCGUCAGACAAACUCCUCGUCAUCCAGAAGACGUUUGAGGAAUUGACCCAGGAAGUAAAACCUAUGAUGGAUGACAACUUCCUGUGGUGCAUGGACGACCUGCUCCCUCUCUUCAUCUAUGUGGUGCUGAGAGCAAGGAUCAGGAACCUGGGAUCCGAGGUCAGUCUGAUAGACGAUUUAAUGGAUCCCAACAUUCAGCACGGAGAGAUGGGACUGAUGUUCACCACACUGAAGGCCUGCUACAUGCAGAUCCUGCAGGAGUCUGCUAUGUAGGAGCAGAGAGGACGACACCAGGCACUGCACAGUGCUUCACACAAAGGAACUGCCAGAUCAAAACCAGUCAAACCACCUGGAUCCUACUGGAGGCCACUGGGAAGCUGCACAGACAGGUGGAGGGGGGGAGGGGGCGUGGCGUGGCGUGGCGUGACUCCUUCUGUCAAACAGGGAAAUGAUGUCUGACACCUCGUUCACUGUUGAUCCUCUCAGUAUGUUACACCGCACCAAAUUUCUUUCUUUUGUAUAUUAAGUUUUCAUAGGAAAGUAACACAUCGCCUUCUUCUGUUAGAAAAGUGCUUUAUUAUCCUCAUAACAUUUGGUAAGAUGUCACUGUAGAUCUUUUCAGUAAUAUUCUUUAUUAAUGCAUCAGCUCAGUUUUCAUUUCUAAACUCAACGAUAGUCAUCAAAGGUAUUCAAUGAAAUCACAGUGCUGACAACGUUCUAGUGAAGGUGUAACGGCAUAUAGAAUUUAUAAUAAUAUAUUAAACAUAUAUUGACGUCCCUGUCAGUUGUUGCACUUUAUAAUACUCAAAGAUAAGUGACCAGAUCAGAUUAAAGUGAACAUAAGUUAAUAAAUAUGAAAUAACAAUGUAGAUAUUGUUGUAAUGGCCAGGAAACCCGCAAAGGGAACUUGAAGGUUUAAAAGUAUUUUCUGUCUUUUUACAUGCUUUAAUGUAACAGUAGGUCUCAACCACACUAAAUGCACUGUUGAAAAUAUACAAAUGUAAUGAAGCCUACAGUAUCAAUACUGCAUACAGUAGAAAAUGAGCAGUCGAGACUGCUGGUUGUCAAAAAAAUUGCAAUUUUCUUGCAUUUGAGCAUGUUCUUAGCACUCGUAUUAGUGUGAGCACUUCUCCCAGAGCAACAUCAGGAGGCACAGAUGGAGUUAACAGCAGGUCUUUACUGUCUGUGUGGAAUCAAAACCAUCAGUUUGAGGCACUGAAUGCAUCAACUGAGGUUUGAUAUUUCUUCCUCCGAAGCCAAACCAAAAUCGCCAGAUCAGAAAGCUUAAUUUCUCAUUUGAAAGUAUGUUCCUGCAAACGUAAAUGAGUCUUUACUUUGCAUAUAAAUCAAACAGGCUACAUUUCAGUGACAUCCCCUCUCACUCCCCUAACUAAUGUAGACCCUUUUACAUCUUUUUGAAAGCAGGAGAGGUUGUUCAAAACAUUACACGAAACAGUUUAAAUCAUUUUUAUUUAUGAAUCUUUUGGCCCUGGUUCUCUCCUGUAAUGUAAACCUAACCCCGUGCGUGCGCCUGCAUGUUGAAACUUACCGUGAAGCGGUUUGUCUCAGGUCUGAACUUCUGAUAUUCACAACUAGUAAUAAACAGUAAGCUGACCAGUAGGACGGUAACAUGUCACUACAGAGGAAAAUGUUCUUUUUACUUUACUUGAUAUAACUAAUGAGGGAACACUGAAUAGAGCAUGAAGGAAAGGCUCAUUCCUCGGUUGGUAUUUCAUUCAGUUUGUUGUUUUGGAGUGUGUGAACGAGCGUGUGUGAACAAGUCUGACGAGGAACAUUUUAAAUGUUGCACUGACUACUUCAGUUCAGCCAACAGGAAGGAGAUUAUACUCACGUUGUCACUCAAUCGUUGCCUUAAAGACAUAUAUCAAUUCCAGGAUUUCUCCAUCAAAGUCUUUGUUCUCGGUCCUGUUAGCUUGUGUGCAGGAUUUGUCGAAAACCGGUCUGCAGAUUUCAGUGAAAUUUGGUGGAAGGUUGACCCCCCCCCCAAAAAAAAGUGACUACUUGAGAGAGGUUUUAAACAUUCACUCUUUUGCAAUGAACUACUGCACUUCCUUCAAUGAAAGAAUGUGGCAUAUGUAUGCCAUGAUUGUCUGUCACUGCGUGUGUUUUAAUGCAGCUAAUUAACAAGACUACAGAAGAAUAUCACGGUACUUCUUUUCUUCUGUUUUUUUGAUCCUUUGAACACAUCUGUAUGGGUUGUAAAUUACUGUAUUUUCAGAUCUUUCUGGCACGACACCCAGUUUCAGCCCCCAGAAUUGUCCCGACCUCAGCAGUUGUCACAUUUGUUUGAGUACAAAAUUCUUUUUUUUUUUUUUUUUAAAGAACCCGGGAGCCUCAAAUCACUUUCAGAGGGGUUUUCCUACAUGUAUUUAUUAUUAGAAGCAAUCUAAAUUAUUUAUUAGAGAUAUAUUAAAAGUAUAAAUCCUAUAUCAGAACAUCUACCACAACCCUGUGUGGCUAUUAAGUAUCUCUGUGGAGUCAAACAUUUAGAUGAAAAGAAAAAGCAGAAAAUCCCCUGAGAACUGUUGAUGUUUUAAAUCAUGUUACUGACUGUUGAUGACCUGAGCUUGUUUUUAAAUUGUCAGGAAUAAAACUGCAGAAAGUUUACAUUAAGCUGCAGAAUACAACAAAAACAACUUGCCAAUAUUACAGAAAAGCAGCUGUUGGAUUCAAAAUAUUUUUUCCGGCGUUACUGAAAUGUGUUUGUACUGUAUUUAUCGUCACUUAAGUUUUUGCGGCAUGUAGACAUGUACAGUAUGUGUUGGGACAGGUUUCUUUGUUUAUUGUCUAUUGAAACACCUUUAAUAGCAGAUUAGUUUAAUACAGAAGUAACAACUAAGGAUGGAUGAGAUGAAAGCAUUCAGCUGGCCUCCACUGACACCAGGUCAAAGGACAGUACAGAUGUUUUAGCCCAGUAUCAACAAAUUAGCUGCACUUUUAGUUCAGUUCAUUUUUUUUGUUCUGAUUUCUAAAAUGGCCAGAGGUAAUAUAAAAGCGCACAUAGUUUCUAGUUCUUUUGGGCUCAAACAUGUAAAACAUGUCAGGGUCUUCUAUAGAAAUAUGAGGCUACAACAUGAUUGAAUUUAUGACUUUGAGUUUAUUAUUUUUGUAACUAAGCGUAUAUUUUUGUAACUUGCAUUUAUAGCGAGAUGAUCGGGGGAACUGAUUGCAGAAUGUUAGUUUUGAGAGAUGAAUGCAGUGACAUAGGAAAUGAAAAAUGUGUUUUACUCAGAAAGGGGCAAUAAAUUUGGUUUAAAUCUGGAAAUGUCUCCUGAUUAUUUAUUUUAUUUGUAUUCCUUCUUAGUUUGAUCUAUUUAUUGAUAGGUGUAUAUUCAUUUGCUGACUGAAUAUACCCUAAAUGUCUCCAUAGAUAUAGCACUAACAUGAUUACAAAUAAUCCCUUUGUGUCAGUAUUUAUAGAGGCUUGUUUAAUAUGUUAGCGGUAACUCGGGGCCUUGCUACCACUGAGCUACAUCCUCUUCAUACAAGGGUUAAUUAGUUGUGUAUUGU
Messenger RNA from Anarrhichthys ocellatus (wolf-eel), 8536 nucleotides. Its product is annotated as alsin-like. Bases 350 to 5278 code for a protein of 1642 amino acids. The transcript is spliced from 41 exons. Gene Ontology annotation, molecular function: guanyl-nucleotide exchange factor activity; small GTPase binding. Gene Ontology annotation, cellular component: centrosome; intracellular membrane-bounded organelle; dendrite. Lineage: Eukaryota; Metazoa; Chordata; Actinopteri; Perciformes; Anarhichadidae. The record is from RefSeq and is a predicted model, not a curated record. Gene Ontology annotation, biological process: endosomal transport; regulation of GTPase activity.